CUUGUUCCCUAAAGUAUCCUGCGCCUUUAGCAGCCCCAGUCGACGUGUUGAAUUCGGGGCGCGGCGCUUACUGAAAAUUCAGGAAGGAAAAGAAAAGGACGUCCUUUGGCAGUAAGAGGACAAAGUAAAACACACAGUCAAAGCCAGUUAUCUUGCAAGUUGUUUAUUAUGGCCGAGCGACCGAAGAAUUUGUUUGCAACUGGUGCCGGACCUAGUCGCUCCCGUAAUCCGCCAGAUCAGUUAAGUCUGAACAACCUUAGCAUCCGACAUCCACCAUCGUCCACUUCGUCAACCUCCUCUGGAUCUACAUCCUCCGGCUCAAGUUCCUCAUCGCAGCACAACAAUGUAACCCGCGGUUUUCCCCAGCAGCCACCAGUAGCCCCAGCUACGGCUGCAGUUUCAAGUUCCAGCAACAAUAGUAGUGCAGCCGAUCGUCACCGUGAGAGAAUCCGGCAGCAGGCCUGUGGCAAAUUGCAGUUUGGCGAGGGUCCGGCGAACACACAUCAUUUUACAUCAGACGAUCUCGAGGAUGAGGGGGAAAUUGGACGCGGAGCCUUUGGUGCCGUCAACAAAAUGAUAUUCAAGAAACUAGACAAAGUAAUGGCCGUGAAACGUAUUCGAUCAACCGUAGACGAAAAAGAGCAAAAACAACUCCUCAUGGAUCUCGAGGUGGUGAUGAAGUCAAACGAGUGCAUCUAUAUUGUACAGUUCUAUGGAGCACUCUUUAAAGAGGGCGAUUGUUGGAUCUGCAUGGAGCUGAUGGACACUUCGCUGGAUAAGUUCUAUAAAUACAUAUACGAAAAGCAGCAGCGUCACAUACCAGAGUCCAUCCUGGCCAAAAUUACUGUUGCUACGGUGAAUGCGUUGAACUAUCUGAAGGAGGAGUUAAAGAUUAUCCAUCGCGAUGUUAAGCCGAGCAAUAUAUUGCUCCAUCGUCGCGGGGACAUCAAGCUAUGUGAUUUUGGAAUUUCGGGUCAGCUGGUUGAUUCGAUCGCAAAGACUAGGGAUGCUGGCUGCAGGCCCUAUAUGGCGCCGGAACGUAUUGAUCCGGAACGUGCCAAAGGCUAUGAUGUACGCAGUGAUGUAUGGUCGUUGGGUAUAACUCUAAUGGAAGUGGCUACAGGCACUUUCCCUUAUCGUAAAUGGGAUUCGGUAUUUGAGCAGCUAUGCCAGGUUGUGCAAGGCGAGCCUCCGCGACUAAAGACCUCUUUUAAUGGAAUGGAGUUCUCAAUGGAGUUUGUCGAUUUUGUCAACACUUGCCUAAUUAAAAAGGAGAGCGAUAGACCGAAGUACAGUCGGUUACUUGAGAUGCCCUUCAUUCGCCGCGGUGAGACUAGUCACACCGAUGUGGCUGUGUACGUUGCCGAUAUCCUGGAGUCAAUGGAGAACGACGGCAUUACGCAGUUUACGGCUAAUCAGCCGGCCGAAAGUUAAUCGCCUAACUGCAGCAAGUCAUAAUAUAAGUAAGAUUGAGCAGCUUCACAGGAAAAGUGAACCAAGCAGAAGCAAGGAGGAAAAAAAUUUAAAUUGUUGUCUACUUUGUAGCAUUUGUAGCAAACGUAGGGUGUAUUUUGUUAAACCGAAAACAAAACUAAGUAAAAAGUGUGUGCGCUGAUAGUAAGUAAACUGUGUAAAAGUAAAAGCACUUCUCAAACUCCCCUCUUCCCAAGAACAUAAAGUAUUUUUUUGUCUUUGGUAUUCUUUGCGAUAAAUUUGUUUAAAAAAAUAAAUCCCAAAUAAUAUCCUCCACAUUUUUUUUAGCGAUUUGCUGCAUUUGUUUUAUGUUCAGUAUAUCCAGCAUUUUAAAUCCUAUUAAUAUUGUAUCAUUGUUAAUGAUACAAUUACGAUAGAUAAUGCAUUUUACGUUAAUUUAACCAGGAACAGAAACAUAAGCAAUAUUUGUAAAACCCUAGGCACGGGGACAAAAUUUAAAAUUGACAAAUUAAAGGUUUAAUACAUGUACCAACUAACAGAAACACCAAUAUGUGUUAACAUAGCGUGAAAUAAAAUUAAAGUAUGAAUUAUUUAUUGAACAGAUUUUGUAAUCCUAUUAUAUUUUAUAAUUUGCAUAUAAAAAUGAUUGUGAAAAGCUUUAAA
Drosophila bipectinata is the source of this 2097-nucleotide messenger RNA. RefSeq names its product MAP kinase kinase 4 (gene Mkk4). The record is from RefSeq and is a predicted model, not a curated record. Gene Ontology annotation, molecular function: ATP binding; JUN kinase kinase activity. Gene Ontology annotation, biological process: protein phosphorylation; MAPK cascade. NCBI's taxonomy places the organism in Eukaryota, Metazoa, Arthropoda, Insecta, Diptera, Drosophilidae.